UUUUUUGGAUUCCGGAUUUGUUCACGUACGGAUACCUGCUGACAACACUGGGGUUUUUGUGUCGCUAGGAUACGUGUAGUGUCGCCGAUGAUUGGACACUUCAUACAGUGCAUACAGUGAAAGCAUCGAUAAAUCAGUAGGAAAGAAUGGCGAUGACAAGUAAUGUUGACUUGUCGAAAGUGGAUAAGAUAGCACAAGAUGCUUAUAAUUUGAGCGAAGCGUACCGAUUCAAGGAACAAGCAAAUGCUCGAUACAGUGCGAAAGAUUAUGCUGCGGCGAUUUAUCUAUACCACCAAUGCUUACUUCGUGCUCGAGCGAUUCAACAACUUUCUCAGUUUGGAUUGCAGAGCUUGGCGCGUAUGGAGUGCAGUGUAGAUGAGUCUCUAUGUGACCAGGAAAAAAGUGGGAGCGCACAAGGAAGUAGUAAAGUUUUUGAUAUAAGUGAUGUUGCUGAUGAAUCAGCAAAUGCCGGGAAAUUUGGCGAAAGGCGUAAAAGAAUCAGUUCAACAAGUCGGGGUGAAGAAAUGAAAACAGAAGCAACUGAUAUCGCACUGAAGUGUUACAGUAAUUUAGCAGCGUGCAUUUUGAAGGGACAGAAUCGUACAGAACCCGAUUUUCUUCGUGCUGUGGAAUACUGCGAUAAGGUUUUGUCAGUGCAACCUUCGAAUGAAAAAGCCUUAUACCGUAAGGGAUUGGCGCUGUCAAAGGUAAACAUGUACGAAAAAGCAAUCGCGGUGCUACAAAAAUGCAGUUACAGUAAUCGCGGAGCACAAAUGGUUAUUGAUGAAUGUCAACAGUUAUUAGCAGAGGAACGACGACGACGAGAUGAUCAAAUUCGGCGUAAUUUUUCACGUGCAUUUGGAGCUAGAGUAAAUGGACAGCAUGUGCUACAGGAAUUUAAUGAUGGUUUUGCGAAUCAGGUAAUAACAAUGAAUGGGAAUGCUAAUGCAAAUUCAUCUACCGAGCACCACCUGAAUCUUCAACAACAAAACUAA
This is a messenger RNA of Loa loa (African eye worm), 995 nucleotides long. RefSeq lists its product as hypothetical. The record is from RefSeq and is a predicted model, not a curated record. Gene Ontology annotation, molecular function: protein binding. The coding region runs from base 147 to 995 and encodes 282 amino acids. NCBI's taxonomy places the organism in Eukaryota, Metazoa, Nematoda, Chromadorea, Rhabditida, Onchocercidae. The transcript is spliced from 8 exons.